Messenger RNA from Bipolaris sorokiniana ND90Pr, 2434 nucleotides. RefSeq lists its product as uncharacterized. The record is from RefSeq and is a predicted model, not a curated record. The transcript has 2 exons. Bases 350 to 2185 code for a protein of 611 amino acids. NCBI's taxonomy places the organism in Eukaryota, Fungi, Ascomycota, Dothideomycetes, Pleosporales, Pleosporaceae.
CUCGAUCCAUCCUGCUGCUUUUUCCCCGCUGUCGUGCUGUGCUGUGCGGUGCUGCUGUCCUUGUCGCACUCUGGGCCAGGCCUUGGCAAUCGCUCCCUCGCACAGCCCUGCGUCUUCACCUCCCCCCAUACCCAUACCCUCCGCCCCGUCGUCUUCGCUGUCGUCUUCCUCCCCCACGGCCGUUGAUUGCCGCCCCGCAGCAAAAACUAGUCAAGCGGUUUGGUUCCUGGCCGCCAGAUCCUCCAGCCACGUCUCCGUGCGCCUGUCUCUCCCGCCCGCCCAGGACAGGUAGCGUGACUGCACUGCGCUGCGCCUUGGUGGCCUGCAAACAUCACAAUCGACGUUUGCCAUGACCGAUCCCAAUCCCCGGACCCAAGUCUUCGACCAGCUCCAGCUCCAUGCUGACGCCACCACCCUUCUCCCCUCCCAACUCCCAUCCCAACCCCACGAGCCCUUUCCCAACUCCAUCCCACCGACGCCGGAUGAAGCAGCACAAGCGGGUCCCUGCUCCAACACCGUGGUUCCCGACACCAUUUCUUCAUUUCUCGACGCUUCCCUGCCGCAGCCCUUCCCCCUGCCUUCCGCCUUACCCCAGCCUCUCACCACGCCCAUCACUGAAGAUCGUCCAAAUGUCGAUCUGACCCUCAAUUUACCUCAAAGUAGUCUUUCGCUUCCUCCGCCAACAAUAAUCAAGGCAAAGCAUAGUUUACGCCUGCCCUCGUUCCAUGCCCUGGGUAUUGCCGCGCCCCACCCUGACCAUAUUCUGGCCCAACCUGAUCUGCCCUUCUCUCCACUAGGCGCGGGGCCACUAUCAAAGCCAGAAGACCCUCUCCAUGCACUCAGCCCGCUGGCUCCCAAUUGUAACAACCUCACUACGGCCGGCCGCCUCCACACCCCCGUCACCAGUCCGAAGGCAGUAACAGCACGCGUGGGCCCUCCUCUCUCCACCCACACGCCCCCUUCGGACUCGGAGCCAGGAACCAUCAACUGGGGUUCCUUUAUGAACCCUCGUACUGCUACACUAGGCUCGCCUCCCCACUCGGAUCCAGGUAUCUCGCCCAGUGUAAACACUACCGCUCGUGAAUUAGCUCCUCCCCAAGCACAAAUCAUCGUGCCAACUCACGCGCCACUCCCCGAAGCACAGAGAAUGGCUACAUGGAUCGAAAUGGCUAAGAGCACAAUUAUACACGAAUCUGGAUGUCUAGGCCUAGACUCUGUCAGAAUCCUUUCUCAUGCCCUCCCUUGUCCUUCUACAGCGGGCCAUGUGUUUGGCGACGUCAUUGCUUCGAUUCACGACGCUUCUUCGACACACACUUCAUGGAUCAAUGUAUUCCAUGCUCUCCCUGGACGCUACACCCUCCUCGACUUGCCCAAGUCGCCCCCUUCAACACCAGGUCCCGCAGUCGGAGGCGACUCGUAUUUUACCAGCAAGGUUUUCGACAGUGCAGUCGCCAUACCCGACUACCAGCUCGACUCGAAACUUUUGCCGCUAUCCCCUAGACCUGUAGUUCCCCCAGGCAGUAUCAACAUAUCAAUCGUCGAGAGAUACAUUCCGCCCACGAAUACAAACGAAUUUGCUGAAAUGUUUACAUUCCACGGUCGGUCCUUGCUGUACGACCGCUUGAUCGAACUCUCCAGUGACAAUGGCAUUUUGCUCUUCAUCUACCCAACAAAAACAGGCGCAAAGACGUUUAUGAGGCAGUACCUCGGACCCAUCCUCGAUCCGCUAUUGCGUUCUGUGACGGUAGUGCACGAGCUUCACUCGGAGCUAGGAAGAGAUAUAGGUCAAAUGGGCUCGGUCAACUACCUUGAUGUUUAUGAGCAUCUAGAAGUCCAAGUGCGAAGAUUUUGUCACGCAAUGAGUGAGCGACACCUAAGGGCUGACAAAAAGGCGGCGUACCAAGUUAUACAUGCCGCAAAAGAAGAUAUUCUACUGGAAAGAUCAGCAUGGGCAGACGAUUGGUGGAUUAAACAGGAAAAGCCUCGUGUGCGAGACGUUGUCAUGAAGUACUUCAACAAAUCCAAGAAGCUUCCCAUGGGCGAAAUGAGCGCUGCCUCGCUCAUCCAGCAUGUCCUCGAUGGCGUAUCAAAACGAGAGUAUCAAGAUGGAGCGCCUACCAAGGGUGUCGAAGUGGGCGUCUUCAUAAUUAAGAAAACCAAAGUCACAACAACAGCAGACCAAUAACAUCAUGGGCAUAAGCCUACCGAAGGUGCAAAGGGGGUCAACUCGAAGCACAGCAGUUGGGGAAUUUGAACCCACAAAUCUCCGAAUUUCCUUGUUUGAUGACCUUGCGAGUACCCCAUUCUCCGCAUAGCAUUGCGCGGCGUUAGCAGCAUUUGAGACCUGUCUGGAACAGUACAAAAAGGAAGAUAUAAUUGUAAUACCCAGUGAUGAUUUAGACUAUCAAGAUAUAGCAACGAUUUCGGACGUCAU